Molecule: messenger RNA, 4515 nt
Organism: Colletotrichum gloeosporioides
Lineage: Eukaryota; Fungi; Ascomycota; Sordariomycetes; Glomerellales; Glomerellaceae
Exons: 2
Coding region: 1-4515 (1504 amino acids)
Molecular function (GO): protein binding
Source: RefSeq, a predicted model, not a curated record
AUGGAGCCCACUGAAGUCGUUAACAGCCUUCGCGGCUUGGUGGCCGUCGCCGACAAUGCAUUCAGAAGCACAUACGAUUUUGCGAAGGAUAAGAUUGACCCGUUCAUGGAUAUCAAGAGGCGAGACGAAAUACGCCGCGUUGCAACCGAGAUCCAAGAUCUGGCUGGAUUACUGCAUCGACUCACUCUGGUAGCUUCCGCCUUUGACGAAGAUCACAAUCAGGUCCUUGAUGAUGUUUAUGGCCUCCGCUCACCGAAGCUACCUCAACAGCUAUUCUCUUGCCGACAGACCUUGAUCAAACUCGAGGCGAGCUUGAGUCGUAGGGAGCUUACCUACGACGUCAUAAAACGGGAGGCAGAUCUCAAAUCACGAGCAAAGCUGAGAUGGCCCUUCACAACAGCAUGGACCGUUGACCUGAUACAAGAAAUCGGUCAACACAAGGAGGCUGUUACUAGGGCUCUCUCCUCCAACUCCAUGAACGAGCUGCUGCAAAGCUUUUCUAAAGGCAAAGGUCGACAUUCUCCAAAUCGCAGAGAAGUCGUCAGAAGAUACGUGAUGGGCCGCUGCAGGCACUCAAAGGAGAACUCCACCGUGACGUCGUUCUUCGCAAGGGUUGACCAUCUUGAAGUCCUCACGCGGACUGUCAGCAAACGAUCCAACUGGACAGAGUAUGAUUUGCUGGAACUUGAACCCAUCCGAUGCUGGAUAGGCCACGGCAAUUGCAACGACAAAAGCUCCCAUCUUUGGAUCACAGGCGGCCCCGGAGCCGGGAAGACGACUUUUGCCGCCACACUCAUCGAAACUGCGAUCCAUACACACUAUUCUGACCAAGCCACCGCGGUAAUCUUUGCCUUCUGUCGAUUUUCAGACCCACGGUCCUACGAAUGCUUUUAUUUCCUCGGCACUCUUCUUGCCCAGAUUGCCGUACAGCACCCGUCGGCGAUGACUAUACUCGGGAAUUACUACUCCGAGUUGCGAACUCGAAGACUAGUCGAAAUCCCGACUAUAGAAAGGAUGAAGGCAGUCUUCUUCGCUACGACGAAAGUGUUUCGGCAGAUCCUGUGUGUCGUUGAUGGGGUGGAUGAGUGCUCUGACGAGGGCGAUAACGUCACGCAAUUGAUGGCUUCAUUAGCUUCCGAAUCUGGCAACGUCAGAUUAGCCAUGGUCUCGCGUUAUCGGCAAAGAAUAGAGACCACUCUCAAAAGCAGCUUUGGCGAAUCGCUUUGUUGCAAGGAAUUUGAGCCCGACAGAAAACAAUUGGAAGUGUUCGCCGCCACAGAGAUUGAGAAGAUGGCCACGGAGGCGAAUUCAGUUUUCCACAACUUGCGACUGAAAGACAAUGUCAUUCAGAGCUUCGGUCCAAUUAUCAAUCCAAGCUUCCGGUUUGCAUCUUGCUCCAUCGAGUAUAUUGCACGAUACGCCACGGCGGAAAAUUUGCACGAGAUGUCGAAGACACUUCCGCAAAAUCUGGAAGGGAUAUACAAGCUGAACCUCCAGCGCUUCAACGAGCAGCCGGCUUCGACCAAAGCUCUGAUUCAAUCUGCUCUUCAGUUGACCGCGUUCUCGGACCCUCCGCUCACGAGUCAUGAGCUUUGCCAGGCGUUAUCGGUGGUAGGCAUACCCGGGCUGGAUGCCGACGAGUUGCAAUACCCUGAAGUCGAUGAAAAUGAGAUCACGGAUUCAUGUGGCAUAUUCCUGACUAAGGCAGCCCACGGAGAAGAAUUCGGGCUAGCACACCAUACGGUCAAGGAGUUUCUGGAACAAAUCGACCCGACUAAUCCGGAAUUGGCGGGAUACCGUGUGUCGAGAUCUCGAACUCGGCGCCUCCUAGGGAUAUGUGCGCUCCGCUUCUUGUGUCUCAAUCACUUCGCACGGCUUCCUAAAAGAUUGAACUCUGAAGACAGCUUCUUGUCCAACAGACGGAGGCGACUACCGUUUUAUCGAUAUGCGGCUUUGGUAUGGCCCCGACUAGCAGACGAGCUUUGGGACGACGAGGAGUUCAGAGAACAGGCUAUGGAACUUUGCAACCCCGCGCAAACCUCGAACUUCAAAGCAUGGUCCUUGGAAGUUUGUCACUUCUACCGCCUUGGAGCUUCCUGGAAUGGCUGGGUCAACGAUCGGUUCGAAGACAAGCCUUGGAGUGUGGGUACUCACUCUCGGCGCGACAGGUGGUAUAGCAGCAGUGAUUCCUUGUGCUCUGAAUCCACAGAAGCGUUUACAGGACCGUCUGGGUCCCAUUGGGGCACAUCAAAAUCGUCGGCAUCAUCGGGAUCGUCGGCAUCAUCAGAAUCCUCGGGAUCAGAGGAACCCUCGAGAUCAGAGGAAUCCUCGGGAUCAGAGGAAAUUAUCGAACCCCUUGAAUCAAGAUCUUGGCUCUGGAGACAGAGGGAACAUCCAGACUGGAAGUGGCAGGAAGGUCAGACGAGACGUUUGGCUCAUUUUAUUCGACGCGGUGACUUCACACCGCUACACAUGGCCUGCCUUUUAGGGCUGAACCGUCUUUGUGAUAAUCUGGUCGCGGAUCAGUCUGAUAUACACCGAAUGAGUCGGAUAGGCUCGCCAUUACAAUGCGCUCUCGGCGGUCCGUUCCUCAUUGCGUGCCACGAUCUAUCUACCAGAAAGACGUACAAAACAUGGAAUAGGAUCUCUGCAGUGGAGAAGCCUUCGAUAGAGCUCGUGCAGACGUUGAUCGAAGCAGGAGCUGAUUGCACAAGGUCUCUUCCAGCCCAGUAUUCGUGGAACUCCAUGGGCGCUCUGGGGCUGAAGUCAUCUGAGUGGGCAGGGGACUAUCGAAUCUUUGCCGCAAUUGUCAAAGGUGGUGCUCAAAUGCACGACGACGCCAUCCACACAUUUCGACUACUGUGUCGAGAGUGGACCAAAUACAAAAAAGAGCAAGCAAGAUUAGAUGUGGCUGCCGUCUUGGAAAUUCUCGGAGACAUGUUUUUGCAGGGAGAGGCAGAAGCUUCAGCAUAUCUGACAGCAUUCCGACAUGUCGUCACAGAUAUGCAUGAUAUCGAUGUACCACUACCUGCUCUUGAGGCUGCGACGGAUGAUAUGCUCGUCGAGAGGAUGAAGAAAGCUAUUGAAAGCGACUGCUUGAGCAGCUUGAAGGAGACCGGCAAAACACCACGAGGUCAACUGAUCCUUCAGGAUGACACGCUGGAUGGCCUGAUCGACCACGCUGUGUCAAGUCUUGCCGCCAACUGCUUAAGCUUUCUGCUCGAUCGUUUCUCUGGGCCCGAAAAUGAGAAUGUCACAAUGGGAAGACUGCUCCUCAGAUGUACGGGGAAUGAGUUCGAGGAUGUCCUGGUGAGCCUUCUGAAACAUGGGUCCAAGGCAACAACUACCGAUAGAGAGGGUCGUAACAUCUGGCACCUAUCAACCGUCGGGCGUAAGUCCGAAAGAAUUCUUCAGGUGCUGAUGUCGACGCAUGUCACAAAGAAAGAUCGCGAAACAGCGUUGCAUGCGCUUGAUAACAUCAAUGGGCGGACGCCACUGGCCAACGCCCUCUUUACGGGUCAUCCGGAUUAUCAUGAAGCCAGCAUCAUCCUCAAACACUGUCAAGCAAGUAAAGACAUGUUACAGAGCGCUCGACCCUCGGUAAAUGCCAUCAUCGCAGGCAUCGAGUCCCCCAAAACCCUGCAAGAACUUCAUAAUCGCGGCGUUCUACCGGUUCCAGACGAUGAGACGCCUCUACACGAUCUACAGCCGAAUGCGCAUGUAGACGCCGUGAAGCAGCUUCUGGCUAUCUAUUCCUACCAAGAUUCUUUAAAGUGGAAGAGCCCUGUCGGCUCUUACCUAGCCUCAAGCUCAUUUUCUAUCUACAAAGAGGACGUUCUCAGACUUCUCAUUUCCACAGAGCUACCUUUAUCAUUAGACCCACACCAGCGGAGCAUAUGGUCGAUGGUUAUCGACCAUCUGGUGGAAGUCUUGUCUAAGCCUCCGCCGUUAGGAGUCCAGUGGGCGUCGGCUUUAGUCGAUAUCUUAGUCGACACGGGUUGCUUGGCUAAUCACGAAACAGUUUCUGGGAUUUCUGCGCUCAGGGACUUGCAAACCCUCCUUAAUUGUAACGUCUCCGAAAGCCCGAAAAUCAAAACCAAAGUUGUCAUGAUAUUGGAAAAUAUCUUUGGCUCUGUGAUCGACGCCACGACUGAUCACUCAGAUCUGAAGGGAACGGGGUUGGGCCUACAGCUUCUGCACUGGGCUGUUGUUCACGACUCUGUCUACCUAGUUGGCCGUCUUCUUUCGCUCAGUGUGGACGUCCAUGCCAGAAGCGGCUCGAGGGGAAAGUCUUUCAAUGCGCUUGAGCUCAUUUGCACCCAUGGACACAGCCAAUCCUCCGUCAGGAUAUUUGAAAAGAUACUUCAGAGGACAGACAAAGCUCGAAUUGACGAUCUCCACCGUUACGAGACAGGAGAGGAGCUCGUUGGCUUAUUGCAUCUUCACGGAAGCGCCAAACCCAGACUGUUCUCUCCACGAACACCAACAUUCGAAUUUUGUUGGCCUGAUAGAUAG